AUGAGCAACAAGUUGGUGACCAAGGUGAAGAAGGAAGCUCUUGCACUUCCCAAAGCUGAAGCCCAAGCAAAGGAUUUGGAGAACAAGAAGGCAGUGUUGAAAGGCAUCCACAGCUACAAAAAAAGAGAAAAGAUCCAUACGUCACCCAUAUUACAGCAGCCCAAGACACUACGUCUCCAGCAGCAGCCCAAAUAUCCUUGGAAGGGCACCCCCUGGAGAAACAAGCUUGGCCACUAUGCCAUCAUCAAGUUCCCUCUGACCACAGGGUCUGCCAUGAAGAAGACAGAAGACAACAAUAGACUCAAGUUCAUUGUGGCUGUCAAGGUCAACAAGCAGCAGAUCAGAAAAGCUGUGGUGAAACUCUAUGACAUUGAUGUGGCCAAAGUCAAUUCUCUGAUCAGAUCUGAAGUAGAAAGAAUGCAUGUGUUUGGCUCCUGA
This is a messenger RNA of Oryctolagus cuniculus (rabbit), 438 nucleotides long. The record is from RefSeq and is a predicted model, not a curated record. NCBI's taxonomy places the organism in Eukaryota, Metazoa, Chordata, Mammalia, Lagomorpha, Leporidae.